AUGAGGAACAAAUGCCUCUUUGUUUGCAGGACGUUUCUUCUUGUGGGUGCUCCGAAGGCUAACACAAGUCAACCUGGAAUUGUACAAGGAGGCCAUGUUCUGAAAUGCAACUGGAGCUCCAACAGAAGAAACUGCCAGCCGAUCGUAUUUGAUGCUACAGGCAACCGGGAUUUUGGUCCAAAUGACCCCUUGGAAUUUAAGUCUAAUCAGUGGUUUGGAGCAUCAGUGAGAUCUAAAGAUGACAAAAUUUUGGCAUGCGCUCCACUGUAUCACUGGAGAACUGAACAGAAAGCAGAGAGGGAGCCUGUGGGAACUUGUUAUCUUCACGAUGGGUCUAAAAUAGUUGAAUAUGCUCCCUGCAGGUCAACCAACAUUGAUGCCGAAGGGCAGGGCUUCUGCCAGGGGGGAUUCAGCAUUGAUUUUGCCCAGGGAGACAGAGUACUUUUGGGAGGACCGGGAAGCUUCUAUUGGCAAGGUCAGCUAAUUUCUGAUCAAGUGGCUGAGAUUGUGUCAAAAUACAAUGCAAGAGUCUAUACUACCAAGUACGACAACCAGUUAGCAACACGGUCGGCCAGCGCUGCUUUCGACGACAGUUACUUGGGUUAUUCAGUCGCUGUGGGAGACUUCAGUGGUGAUGGAAUAGAAGAUUUUGUGUCUGGCGUGCCAAGAGCAGCACGGACUUUGGGCAUGGUAUCCAUUUAUAAUGGGAAAACUAUGGCAUCCAUGUAUAACUUUACCGGCGAGCAGAUGGCUGCUUAUUUUGGAUAUUCUGUGGCUGUCACAGAUAUCAAUGGGGAUGGCUAUGCAGAUCUGCUGAUUGGAGCUCCACUUUUCAUGGACCGUGGUUCAGAUGGCAAACUCCUAGAAGUAGGUCAGGUGUCCAUUUAUCUUCAGCAAGCUGCUGGAGGCCUUCAGAGUCAGGCCAUGAAGCUGAAUGGCUUUGAGAUUUUUGCAAGAUUCAGCAGCUCCAUCGCACCUUUGGGAGACCUUGACCAGGAUGGCUUCAAUGAUGUUGCAGUAGCAGCUCCAUAUGGUGGAGAAGACAAGAAAGGGCUGGUCUACAUCUACAAUGGAAGAGCUACAGGUUUGAAUGGAGUGCCGUCCCAAGUCCUUGAAGGGCAGUGGACCUCUGCGACAAUGCCACCCAGCUUUGGAUACUCACUGAAAGGAGCUACUGAUGUGGACAAAAAUGGCUAUCCAGAUUUGAUUGUAGGAGCUUUUGGCGUUGACAAAGUUGCUUUGUACAGGGCACGACCAGUCAUUACUGUAAACCCCGGACUAGAAGUCACGCCAACCAUUCUAAAUCCAGAGGACAAAACCUGUGAAGAAAGUGGCCGGAAAGUUUCUUGUUUUAUUGUCAAGUUCUGCUUAAAAGUUGACGGCAAAGGAAGUCUCCCCAGGGACCUCACUUUCCACGUGGAGCUGCUGUUGGACAAACUGAAGCAGAAAGGGGCCAUCAGGAGAGCCCUCUUUCUCCACAGCAGGCAACCUGCUCACUCUAAAAACAUGACUGUCCCGAGAGGGGGUCGAAUGAGCUGUGAAGAACUUCAGGCUUUUUUAAGGGAUGAAUCGGAAUUUAGAGACAAGCUUACUCCAAUCACCGUAUUCAUGGAAUAUCAGCUGGAUUACAAAACAGUGUCUGAUUCUUCGGGUUUGCAGCCCAUCCUUAACCAGUUUACUCCUGCAAACCUGAGCAAACAGGUACGCAAACAGAUGCGUCUUGGUCUGGAAAGCUCACUGUGUUCCAUGUUGGUCUUGUGCAGUGACCAGAAGCAGAUAUACAUUGGGGAUGACAACCCUUUAACCCUUAUCAUCAAUGCUGAGAACCUAGGGGAGGGAGCCUAUGAAGCCGAGCUCUUUGUUACUGUCCCACCUCAAGCAGACUUCAUCGGCAUUGUUCGCAACAAUGAGGCUUUAGCAAGACUCUCGUGUGCAUUUAAAACUGAGAAUCAGACUCGGCUGGUUGUCUGUGACCUUGGAAAUCCUAUGAAAGCAGGAACAAAACUUUCAGCUGGUCUUCAUUUCAGCGUUCACCAAGAAUCGGAGAUGGACACUUUUGUGAAGUUCGAUCUGCAGAUUUAUAGCUCUAACCUGAACAACAAUCGAAGCCCUGUGACAUCUUAUCAGGCGGACUUGGCCAUCUUGGCAGCGGUUGAAAUCAGAGGGGUCUCUUCACCUGAUCACAUCUUCCUCCCAAUUCCCAACUGGCAACCCAAGGAGAACCCAGAAACAGAGGAUGACAUAGGGCCUCUGGUUCAGCACAUCUAUGAGCUCAGGAACAACGGGCCAAGUGCCGUCAGCAAAGUGAUGCUAAAUCUUCAGUGGCCUUACAAGUACAACAAUAACACCCUUUUGUAUAUUGUCAACUAUGAAAUUGAAGGCCCCAUGAACUGCACUUCUGAUAUGGAGAUUAACCCACUAAAAAUAAAGAUGUCCACUCCACAACAAGAUGAAAAGAAUGAAACCGUUAACGGGGAAGAGAAUCGCGAUCAUCAUGUCAACCGAAGAGACCUUAGUGCUGCCGAGGGAGAAGUGCAAACUUUGGGUUGUGGAACUGCAGAGUGCUUAAAGAUAUUCUGCCAAGUCGGCCGCCUGGAGAGGGGGAAGACUGCAAUUCUCUAUUUAAAAUCACGCCUUUGGACUCAGACCUUCAUGAAUAAAGAAAAUCAGAACCAUUCCUAUUCUCUCAAGUCGUCUGCUUCUUUCAGUGUCAUCGAAUUCCCUUACAAGAACCUGACCUUUCCGGAAGACGUCCAGAAUUCUACAAUAGUUACAACCAAUAUCUUGUGGGGCAUUCAGCCAGCGCCCAUGACGGUGCAAGUCUGGGUAAUCGUACUAGCCGUCUUGGCUGGUUUAUUACUUUUGGGCGUUCUUGUCUUUAUAAUGCAUAAG
Messenger RNA from Pogona vitticeps (central bearded dragon), 2892 nucleotides. NCBI's taxonomy places the organism in Eukaryota, Metazoa, Chordata, Lepidosauria, Squamata, Agamidae. The record is from RefSeq and is a predicted model, not a curated record.